CACCGCCCGCAAGACUCCACACGCGUCGGCCGAACAAGAAACAAACAAACACUUCUUCGUGGACACCGAACAAGAAAGCCCCACAAAAAAUGGUAAAGACAGCCGCAGGUGGAUCCGCUUUAGCCGUUCAUUACACCAAGAAGAAGAGGCGGUCGGCGCCGGAGCGCCGCCGCUCUUUUAAGAAGAAAGUGUUUGAUUAUCUCUUCUCCGAUGACUAUAUGUUUGCGCCCUUGCUUUCCUUGCAAUCCUCAAUAGUCUCCUCAUCUUCAUCCGCAGGAAUUGAGGAACCACUUGCAAUGGAAAAAGAAGAGGAGGAUUUUGUGGAGAAAGUUGGUGAUUAUAUGAGAUCAGAUUGCUACUUAUACUCUCCAAUGGUCAUCACUCAACCUUGGCUUGCAUCAUCUGUUCAAUGUCAACCCCCAGCUACAAAAACAGAGUUGCAUCAUAUCCUUGAAAAGAAAGACAUGGCCGAAACCGGGGAGUUGUUAAAAGAAGGCGAUCAAACUGAUCAUCCUGUUGAGAAGAUUAGUAUUGGUGUUUUUAACAAGGACCAGAACACCGAUAGCUGUCAUCCUUUUGAUUUAAGCCGCACUCGCAUCAAAAGUACCAGCUUACGGCAAGAAACAGUUAAGCACGUGAUAUUCCAACACUCCCGUCCGUUAACCCCGUGACAGAAGAGUGUUCUUUGGACCAUGAAAGAGUCGUGGGAGCUGAGUUAUUUCAUCUUGAGCCAAAAAGGCAACCAUCAUUCCGCUUGGUGUUCUGUAUCAAGAAUUCCAAGUAAUCCUUUUAUUUCAUCUUAUUAUUCGUGCUCAUUUCGUGUAAUUUGAAUUUUGUUUGAUCCCCUCUAAUUUCAACAUAUAAUUUAAUCUGUUGUUAUUUUGGGAUCCUAAUGUUAUUAUGACAAGGUCUAUUGUUCUUUCGAGGUUUGUUUCUGAUUGAAUAAAUUGAUGUUAAGUUGGACUCUUGGUAAUUAACCUAUGACAAGGUUACAUUCCCGCCGUUACAAUCUAUAAAGAUUUAUUCCGGG
Cuscuta europaea is the source of this 1030-nucleotide messenger RNA. The record is from the annotation of a GenBank genome assembly. Lineage: Eukaryota; Viridiplantae; Streptophyta; Magnoliopsida; Solanales; Convolvulaceae.